GUCAGCUCUGCCUCAUUGCCUGUUACUGCAGAGCUGAAGCCCGGGUCGACUCACACCAUGAGGCUGGUUCUUCCCAACCCUGGACUCGAGGACCGGAUCCCCUCUCAUGAGGAUCUGGAGAGGAUGGAGAAGGAGGAGGCUGGAGACAGGCCCAAAUGGGACAACAAAGCCCAGUACCUGCUCACCUGCGUGGGCUUCUGCGUGGGGCUCGGCAACGUCUGGAGGUUCCCCUACCUGUGUCAGAGCCACGGAGGAGGAGCCUUUAUGAUCCCCUUUCUUAUCCUACUGGUGCUGGAGGGGAUCCCACUGCUGCACCUGGAGUUCGCCAUUGGCCAACGCCUCAGGAAGGGCAGUGUGGGAGUUUGGUCAGCGAUUAACCCUUACCUGACUGGUGUUGGCAUUGCAGCCAUGACAGUGUCGUUCCUGGUGGGCAUGUACUACAACACCAUCAUUGCCUGGGUGAUGUGGUACUUCUUUAACUCAUUCCAGGACCCGUUGCCGUGGAGCCAGUGUCCUCUGAACGCUAACUUCACAGAGCCCGUUUCAGAAUGCAAGCGCAGCUCUCCAGUGGACUACUUCUGGUACAGGGAGACGCUGAACACCUCGGAGGCCAUAGAUGAUGCUGGAGGUCUGCAGUGGUGGAUGGUGGUGUGCUUGGCCGCCGCUUGGAGUUUGCUCUACGUGUCCUGCAUCAGAGGGAUCGAGACCACAGGCAAGGCCGUGUACAUCACCUCCACGCUGCCCUACGUGGUCCUCACCAUCUUCCUGAUCAGAGGGCUCACUCUGAAGGGCUCCGUGGACGGGAUCAAGUUCCUCUUCACGCCGGACCUGGAUGAGCUGAAGGACCCGUCUACAUGGUUGGAUGCGGGAGCUCAAGUCUUCUACUCCUUCUCUCUGGCCUUUGGAGGCCUCAUCGCCUUCUCCAGCUACAACCCUAUUCAUAACAACUGUGAGCAAGAUGCUGUUAUCAUCUCAAUUAUUAAUGGCUGCACUUCUAUCUACGCUGCCACCGUUAUCUACUCCAUCAUUGGCUUCCGUGCAACAGAGCAGUACGACGCCUGCCUCAACGAGAACAUCGUGAUGCUGCUGAACGCUUUCGAUCUAGCUGAGGGGGCCAUCACAGACAGCAACUACGAUGAGAUGCUGCAGAAUUUCAACAGUACGAUAGCGGGGUCAGAGGUCAUCCAAGGGCUGGACCUCAACACCUGCAACCUGAGGACCUUUCUCAGUGAUGGCGUGGAGGGAACAGGCCUGGCCUUCAUCGUCUUCACCGAGGCCAUUACAAAGAUGCCUAUCUCACCUCUGUGGUCCGUGCUCUUCUUCAUCAUGCUCUUCUGUCUUGGCCUCUCCACCAUGUUUGGAAGCAUUGAGGGAUGCGUGGUUCCUUUGCAGGAUCUCAACAUCUUCCCUAAGAAGUGGCCCAAAGAGGUGCUGACAGGAAUUGUCUGUUUCACUUCCUUCUUGAUCGCGCUCAUCUUUGCUCUGCGGUCCGGUAGUUACUGGUUGGCGCUGUUCGACGGAUACGCGGGCUCCAUCCCUCUGCUCAUUAUUGCCUUCUGUGAGAUGGUUGCUGUAGCCUAUAUAUACGGAAUGGACAGGUUUAACAGGGAUAUUGAGUUCAUGAUUGGACACAAGCCAAACAUCUUCUGGCAGGUCACAUGGAGAGUGGUCAGCCCUUUGAUUGUCUUGGUCAUCUUCCUGUUUUACUUUGUCAGUAAAGUCAGCAGUAAACUGACCUACAUCGCCUGGAAUCCAAACUCGCCCAACUUCCCAGUGAUGGACACGCUGCCGUAUCCCGACUGGGUCUAUGUUAUUAUCUUCAUUCUGGCAGGAGUUCCCAGUCUUCUCAUCCCAGGAUGCGCUUUGUACAAAUUAUUCCAAAGAUGCUGCUGCAAGAAAAGAAUCGGAAAGAAAGAGCUCAACACCGUCUCCGCCAGAAUCGACAUGCAUGACUCUUAAAGCGGGAAGGACUCCAGUCUGUGUUGCCCAAUAGAAUGUACUGUAAAUUAAAAUCCAAAUGAGGCACACAAACUGAAUCAGCACAAAUGGACCAGUGCAUAAAAUAGAUUUAUUUAUUGGUAUGGUUGGAACUGCAUAGUAUUAACUGCUUAACUUGGUUUAAUUUGUAUUUUGUUGUAGAGUUAAGGUAAUGUGCUGAUAAAUGUACACUUCCAUAUUAUUGCUGUAUAUUAAGAAACAAUUUGACUCGUUGAUUCACCAAAAACAAAAUAUAAACCACUGGAAGAAAAUACCUAAAAAUAUAUAUGAAAAAAAUAAA
Molecule: messenger RNA, 2278 nt
Organism: Betta splendens (Siamese fighting fish)
Lineage: Eukaryota; Metazoa; Chordata; Actinopteri; Anabantiformes; Osphronemidae
Product: sodium-dependent neutral amino acid transporter B(0)AT1-like
Exons: 12
Coding region: 58-1959 (633 amino acids)
Biological process (GO): sodium ion transmembrane transport
Cellular component (GO): membrane
Source: RefSeq, a predicted model, not a curated record